CCCCUAUAAAUACCCUUUCAAGACUCACACUUUUCCAUCAUAACAUUUAUUUAGCAUUAAUUCAUCUCCUUAGUCUUUGUAUUCACACAUAUUCUAUAUAUUUAACACACUCAAAAACACAUAUUCUACCAAGAAAGAUGGAGAACUUCCCAAUUAUCCACUUGGAAAAGCUCAAUGGUUCUGAGAGAUCCAACACCAUGGAAAUGAUUAAAGAUGCAUGUGAGAACUGGGGCUUCUUUGAGUUGGUGAACCAUGGGAUUCCACAUGAAGUUAUGGACACUGUAGAGAAACUGACAAAGGGACAUUACAAGAAGUGCAUGGAACAGAGGUUCAAAGAAUUGGUGGCCAGCAAGGGUCUUGAAGCAGUGCAAGCAGAGGUUACUAAUUUGGAUUGGGAAAGCACUUUCUUCUUGCGCCAUCUUCCUGCUUCUAACAUCUCUCAAGUACCCGAUCUUGAUGACGAAUACAGAGAGGUCAUGAGAGAUUUUGCUAAAAGACUGGAGAAGUUGGCUGAGGAAUUACUGGACUUGCUAUGUGAAAACCUUGGUCUUGAAAAAGGCUACCUGAAAAAAGCUUUUUAUGGGACAAAAGGUCCCAACUUUGGAACCAAGGUAAGCAACUAUCCACCAUGCCCCAAGCCCGAUUUGAUAAAGGGACUCCGCGCUCACACAGAUGCUGGUGGCAUCAUACUUCUUCUUCAAGACGACAAAGUGAGCGGCCUCCAACUCCUCAAAGACGACCAAUGGAUCGAUGUUCCUCCCAUGCGCCACUCUAUUGUGGUUAACCUAGGCGACCAACUUGAGGUGAUCACCAAUGGGAAAUACAGGAGUGUGAUGCAUAGAGUGAUUGCCCAAACAGACGGGACUAGGAUGUCACUAGCUUCAUUUUAUAACCCAGGAAACGAUGCAAUGAUUUAUCCAGCACCAGCUUUGGUGGAAAAAGAAGCAGAGGAAAGCAAACAAGUUUAUCCGAGGUUCAUGUUUGAUGAUUACAUGAAGUUAUAUGCCGGACUCAAGUUUCAGGCCAAAGAGCCAAGGUUUGAAGCCAUGAAGGCCAUGGAAGCUGAUGUGAAGGUUGAUCCAGUUGCAAGUGCUUAAAUUCAAAAUUCAAGAGGAGGGAUAUGGAACUUGAAAAGGAAAUAAUUCUGUUCUUGAUGUUUUACAAAAGUAGCUAAACACAUCACUACUUCUUUAGUGUUGUCGAAUCAUACAAGAGAGGGUAUCUGUCUGUGCUGCUUAUAUUAGCAAGGGUCCUAAAGUUUGUUUCUAAAAAUAAUCUGAUAAAAUAAAGCUACGUUUAAGUGA
Molecule: messenger RNA, 1304 nt
Organism: Lycium ferocissimum
Lineage: Eukaryota; Viridiplantae; Streptophyta; Magnoliopsida; Solanales; Solanaceae
Product: 1-aminocyclopropane-1-carboxylate oxidase 1-like
Exons: 4
Coding region: 138-1097 (319 amino acids)
Source: RefSeq, a predicted model, not a curated record